CCUUUUUACACUACAAGAUGCCUCCUCUCCAGGCACUAGUGAGACACGGCAUUACUGCAUUGAUCCUGGGGCUCUGCCUACAACUAGUCAUUGGGCAGAAUGAACAGAACCGGAUGCCACUUAUUGUGAGCCUGGCUCCAAUACCAGAUGGUAAAUCAAUGGAACCAACUGAAGUCACAUGUAGUGUUUCAACUGAACUGAGAGAAUGCCUGCCAAUGAAAGUCAGUAUUUCAAGCAACAAACCCCUUAACUGUGAUCCUCCACCUUAUGACCAAGAAGCCUGUAUAUGUCCUGAGGAUCUUCCACGUAAAUUCUUCUUUAAUGUGUGCAGCAAAGGCAAUGUAUCUUUGACCUGCAUGGCUGUGGCAAUUAAUGAAAAAAACAUCUGUGAACCUGGAAAAGGUGUGUUUCCAAUAAAUGGCUUCUUUUAUUACCACAGGAGACCAUACAAAGUAACAACCUAAAGUGAAAUCCUGUUCUCUCUUUCUCUGGCUGGUCACCCUAUGGCAUAUUAUCUUCGGAUUAAGUGUCUGAGGCCAGUAUAGUCUCUGAGAUGAACAUCCCACAAAUUUCUCUGCCUGGCUGGGUUAUUCGAAUCAUGUUUUGUUUUAUUUGCUUCCCCCCACAAUACCUUCACUUACACACACCUUCAAUAAAGUUCAUUGCU
Messenger RNA from Monodelphis domestica (gray short-tailed opossum), 667 nucleotides. Lineage: Eukaryota; Metazoa; Chordata; Mammalia; Didelphimorphia; Didelphidae. The record is from RefSeq and is a predicted model, not a curated record.